CAUGGAGCCGGAGGACGCUCACUAGGCCGGGCCGAGGGAGGGUGGCGAUCGGAAACGUCGUUUACGGAUUAAUUUUGGUUUAAAGUUUAUCGGUUUUGUUGUUGUUAAUUGAUCAAAUUAACUCACGACUCAAUCGUCGCGCGCGGGGGUUGUUUAAUUUGUGUAUUUUUAAAGAGGUGAUUCUGCGACCCAAAGAAGUGCAGAAGUGUGAUGGAUCAUCGAGAAACACAGACCACCCCAGACAGAUCGGCUCAGGGCAGACGACAACGCGACAGUGAAGUUGACAGUGAAGUGGACGCCGACCCAGAGCCAACAACUCGGGACCUAGAAGACGACGAACCACCACCAAGUUCUCGACAAGCAACCACGGAAGCUGCCACAGCCCACGAUGUCGAUCCUGCAGACACACACAACGUGUCGCCUGCAGAGACAGAGCACGCGGAAGACCCGAACAACACCCAGAACGUGGAUCCUGCAGAAACACCGGGCUUGCUUCCAGCAGAAACACGGGAUACCGAGCUCUACCCAGACUCAGCGGAGGAGGAGCGGUCAGACACUGAGGAAGGAGGUGACACAAAAAUAAAUCCUGCGGAGCAAACCGAAGGCGGCAUUGUGGAGAACGACGAUGCUCACCGUCAGGCGAGUGACAUUGCGUUUGCGGGGGCUGUGGAAAAUCCCGCUCCAGCUGAAGUCUCAGCGCACAUGAACAUCUCGGUGCAGGUGCAGUACGCUGCAGGUGGCGAUGACGAUCAGAGGCAGGCUGUGGAGGAGGAGCAUGAGCAAGGUGCGUCGUUGAAUGAGAAAUAUCCGACGGAGGAGAAAGAUGGCUCCGUGGCGGGGCAGUCAGAGGUGGAAGAACUCCGGGAGGAGUCUGAUGGAGUGCCGGGAUCAGCGGAGCUCGUGCCAUCUUCCCCCGAGCAGGAAGAUGCCACGGCAACAGUAAAAAUUUUGCUGACGCCAGGGGGUCAAGUUAUGACGAUGGCGACAGCUCUAAGCCAGACCGCCGGCAGCCUCAAGGAACAUUUCGCGACAGAGAUGAAGGUGCCCAGCCAAGUUAUACUCAUCUCCUUUGAAGGAAGCACCGUGGACAACACGCAGAGCCUGCGCAUGCUGGGGGUGAAGCCUCACGGCACCGUGCAGCUGGAGAUGUGCUCCACGGAGCCUGACACGUACCCGCUGAGGCCCAUCAAGUUGCGGCACGAGUACAGCAUGCCCGAUGUCAUCACAGUGCGCGUGCAGACCGGAUCAGGAACGCUGGAGGACGUCGUGGUGGAGAUCGAGAGGGCGACGCGGCAAAACCCGUUUCUAGGUGGCUUCAGGCACCGGUUGACAGGCACCGAAUUCCACCACGCCGGCACUCAAACACUGCCCAAACGACGGCCUGACACUGGAAUAAAGCGAUUCUGCCGGAACACCCAGACUGUGUCGGAGAAGCAACACUACCAGCAGACGCACAACACCACGGCGACGCAGAUGACCAAGAUUGGCUGCUACAUAACCAGCACCACGGACCGGCUCCUGGCGCCGCGGGCCUACGUCACGGCCAAGGAGUACCACGAGCGUCGCCGCAGAGCCGUAAUCGUACUGCAGAGCUACCUACGCCGGUGGCUUGCCAAGGACGCGGUGCAGAGGCUGAGGGAGGCCAAGGCCCUGCGCCUGGAUUGGGAGCGGCAGGAGGAGGAGCGGCGGCGCCAGGAGAAGGAGGAGAGGAGACGCAGAGACUACGAGCGUCGCGUCAACCCCAGAUCCAAAGAGGACUUUGAUCUGCUUUACGCUGCGGUGGAAAAGUGGCGCAAGGAGGAGGUGGCGCGGAUCGACGGCGAGCUGAGCGGUGACGAGAGGAAGGCCGCCCUGUGCACGCUGCUGGAGCAGGAGACACAACUGCUCGCGUCCAUCGGCCGGCACAAGCUCAUCGCGGACGGAGUGAACCGCGAGAAGGCCGUGCGGCAGCUGCUCCAGAAGAGUGCUAGCCCCAAGUGCUGGAAAGCGUUUGACGGCAAGACGACGGCGAUGCACACACCAGCCAGCCUCCUUGCCAAGGAGCUGCAGGACAUCUACAGCAGCAUCAGCAUGCCCAGCCUGAGCCAGGAGGAGAGACUGGAUGCCUUGCGCACCCUAAAGGACAAGGUCAAGGACAAUGACUGCAAGCUGACGCGGGAGAUAGCGGAGCUGGUGGACCGGGAGACGGACCUGCUCACACGCUCCAUCAAGGAGGCGAACCUGGAGGGACUGCGCAAGAGGAUCUGCACGCUCUUCCUGCAGUACAUCAAGACGCCUGCCUUCAACCCCGCCGUGGCCAAGCUGCUCAAGGUGCCCCAGGACCCGACGGAGCUGCGCAAGAAUGUCUACUUCUGCUCGGGCUGCCGCGACCACCUUCCCGCAUCGGAGUUCUGGCUGGCGUCGGACAGCCGGGGCCUGGGCCGCUGCCGGCGCUGCUGUCAGGUGGAUAACGCGGCGCGGCGCCGGGAGGAGAUGUCCGAGUACCGCGCCAUGCUCCGCCGCCUGUGCCACACCGAGGAGGGCUACAGCGACGGGUCACGAGCGCCGUUCCUUAUCCAGGAGCAGGACCUUCAAUUCCUCGUGGACAGAGUGUGGGGGGCACAGUCGGCCCUGAGCGCGUUCACCGGCCUGGCAGAGAUGGAGCUGGUGCGGUGGGACAAGCGGGAGGCCUGGUCUCCCUGGAACUGCAUUCUGCUGACGCGGGAUGAAGCGAAAUAUCACCUGCAGCUGGAGGACAUCGACAAGGCGUACGAGCGUGCGUUCGUGCAGAGAGUGGAGCAGCGGCAAGCCCUGGCUCGAGGUUACUUCUCACGCCUGCCCGGGAUGGCCCAACAGCUGGAGUUUCCUCCGGCCCCACCGCCGCCGGGUCUCAAGAUCCUACGGCCACGCACAACCACGGCCUCCGCCACCGGGAAUGCCACAUAGGGGUGCACUCGCACGCACGUGGGUGCAUUCUGAAUCAAAAUCCAUAUUUAUCCUGCAAGAAUCCGUUGAGCUGCGAAGCUCUUUUCACGCAUAUACAGAAGUUUUAAGGAUGUCCAGUAAGAGCUUCAUUUCAGCUAACUCAGACCAGCUUGGGGACCCGGAAAAUAUUUCCGCAUUAAGCAUUUCUAGGGUUGCCGUCGGUCCGGGAAUUGGCAUCUGCGUUCGGGUGGCAGGAAUUGAUUUGGAUCGAGAACAGUUGGUAUUGUAUUUAACUUUAUCACAGCCUACUGCACAGUUUUGAUCAUAGACCUAGGCUGACUGAGGUGCAGGUUUGACACAGGUUUGGUCUGUGGAUCAGGUGGUAAGCCUAGACGAUCGACGUCCAUAUUACUUCUUGCUGUGUGGUUGUGGAUAUUGCUCAUGUGCCUACUCCUGUCUCCCAGAAACCAUGAACAUAUUGAGAAAUUAAGCCCCGAAUGUAAUUAAAUAUAUUCAACAAAACAUGAUCUGGGUAUGUAAAAGUGCCUUUGAUUUUUUACAACUCUUUGGCAAAAAAACGCUUCUUUGAAGCCAAAAGUCUUAUUACGUAUUUGGGGUGUGUGGCUACGACGUCUUUUUCCAUGUAGAUCUGUUUAAUGGCUGUCAAUCCAACUGCUCUGAGAACUGAGAGUUAAACGUGUAAUCGUUCUUAAUGAACGUUGUGUACAAGAGGCUGUGUGAGGGGGUAUAGCUCAGUGGUAGAGCAUUUGACUGCAGAUCAAGAGGUCCCCGGUUCAAAUCCGAGUGCCCCCUAGAAUUUUUAUUUAAAAAUGAAUUAUACACUUUGGGUACUGGAAACAUUUUUUUUUAUUCAAUCGUACAUAUUCGAUGUGUCAUUUGAGUCUGAAUAAAGAUACCGUAGAAAACUA
This is a messenger RNA of Lethenteron reissneri (Far Eastern brook lamprey), 3833 nucleotides long. RefSeq names its product IQ motif and ubiquitin domain containing (gene IQUB). Gene Ontology annotation, molecular function: protein binding. Gene Ontology annotation, cellular component: acrosomal vesicle; motile cilium. Lineage: Eukaryota; Metazoa; Chordata; Hyperoartia; Petromyzontiformes; Petromyzontidae. The record is from RefSeq and is a predicted model, not a curated record. Gene Ontology annotation, biological process: flagellated sperm motility; cilium assembly.